AAUAUAAAUCAAAACUGAUUGAUUGAUUGCUCAAUUUGGUUUGCAUUAAAGCUCUUACGUCCCUAAAAUCUCCUCUUUCGCAAGGACUUCUUUCCGCUACAUUCGCCUGCCCUUUAUCCUUCUCUCUCUCUCUCUCUCUCUCUUCUGCGAAUUCCUCCAUUUUCGAGCUCCAUAUUUUGUUAGCCGUUUCACAUCCAUUUUUCCAAAGAUCCUUCCUUUUUAGCAACUAAUUCUUCAGCCAUUAUAUUUAUUUUUCGUUUUUGUUUUGAACAUCUGUACGGACACUCGUUAAUUCUGGGCGCUUCCACUGUUCACGAGGUAAAUCUCUUCCCAAGAGCGUCCAGAAAAUAAAGUAGAUUUUCUUCUUUAAUUUGGAUGAAAGGAGGAUUCUCUGGAUUGAGGGGUAGAGAACUCUCUCUAAUUACUAUUGUUCUUAUGUGCACAGCCUUUCUUUUUUGGGCCUGGGAGAAAACGCCCCCUCUCACUAACUUGAUGCCGCCGGAAACCCGGUUGAGGCUGUCUCCAGAUGAUCUUGUGAGUAAGCCUGUAGCCAGCUUAUUGUCGCCGAAAUCAAAAGGUAUAUCAUCUUUUGCAGAAAAAGUGAUUGAACAGGUAGCAGCUCCUCUGAUUUCUUCACAAAAAUCAUCCGAAGGGAGUGUGAUUAAGAGCAAUCCAGUAACCACCACAGAUUGGAAUGUAGAAAUCCUCACAAGUCUAUCAGAAAAAGAAGCAAAAGGCAAACAGAUUCAGGAACCACAAACAUAUGUUGUUGCACAAGGUCCUACAAUUCCAACAGAAGUAGAGGCAAAUCAUAAAAAAAUGAUAGAACAAGUUUCAGAACAACUAGAAGUGGAUAUGGUAGCACAAGUGGGUAUAGAAAACCGAGAUUGUAACUAUGCAAAAGGAAAAUGGGUUCCGGAUGAUAACCGGCCGUUAUACUCUGGAUUUGGUUGUAAGCAAUGGUUGUCAGGGAUGUGGGCUUGCCGGUUGAUGCAACGAACAGAUUUUGCCUAUGAGAAGCUUCGGUGGCAGCCUAAAAAUUGUCAAAUGGAACAAUUUGAAGGGUCUAAAUUCUUGAGAAAGAUGCAAGGCAAAACUCUAGCUUUUGUUGGAGAUUCAUUGGGCAGGCAGCAGUUCCAGUCUUUGAUGUGCAUGAUCACAGGUGGUGAGGAGAGGCAUGAUGUCAUAGAUGCGGGUAAGGAAUAUGGACUAGCCCAAGCUCGUGGUGAUACUCGCCCUAGUGGCUGGGUGUAUCGGUUCCCGAGCACCAAUACAACCAUCCUCUACUACUGGUCAGCAAGCCUCUGUGAUGUGGAACCCAUUGAUAAGUCAAACCCAAACACUGAUUAUGCGAUGCAUCUUGAUAGGCCACCGGCAUUCUUGCGUCAAUAUCUUCACAAAUUCAAUGUUCUAGUACUCAAUACAGGCCACCAUUGGAAUCGAGGAAAGCUUAAGGCUAACAAGUGGGUUAUGCAUGUUGGGGGUGUGCAAAAUACCGAUCGGAAGUUAGCAAUGAUUUGGGUAGCCAAAAACCUCACAAUUCAUAGUGUUGUUAAUUGGGUGAACUCACAGCUUCCAAAACAUCCAGGGUUGAAAGCCUUCUACAGAACCAUCUCACCUAGGCAUUUUGUUGGUGGGGACUGGAACACAGGAGGGAGCUGUGACAAUACCAUCCCUAUGUCAGUGGGAAAAGAAGUAUUACAAGAUGAGUCCAGUGAUGAGAGUGCUGCGAGUGCAGUGAAGGGAACUGGGGUUAAGCUAUUGGACAUAACGGCUCUUUCCCAUCUUAGAGAUGAGGGUCAUAUAUCCCGGUUUAGCAGAACCGCCAGUCCAGGAGUGCAGGAUUGCCUGCAUUGGUGUCUACCUGGUGUUCCUGAUACGUGGAAUGAAAUCCUUUUUGCACAAAUUUAGUCCAGCGGAAUAGUUGCAGAAGAAUACUGCAGUGUGCCUUGAAAAAGUUCAGCUCCUCCUUCAUCUGGCUUGGAUAUAGAGCACCAAUCAAAUAUUCUCAAUUCCAUGCUAUUCCAAUGAUGCAUGUAACAUGGGAUGGU
Juglans microcarpa x Juglans regia is the source of this 2051-nucleotide messenger RNA. RefSeq names its product protein trichome birefringence-like 16. The transcript has 6 exons. Gene Ontology annotation, molecular function: acetyltransferase activity. Lineage: Eukaryota; Viridiplantae; Streptophyta; Magnoliopsida; Fagales; Juglandaceae. The record is from RefSeq and is a predicted model, not a curated record. Gene Ontology annotation, cellular component: Golgi apparatus. The coding region runs from base 376 to 1911 and encodes 511 amino acids. Gene Ontology annotation, biological process: plant-type secondary cell wall biogenesis; xylan biosynthetic process; xyloglucan metabolic process.